AUGGUGGAUAGCGAAGCAAAUUCCCCCACAUGGAAGUUUACACAGUGCUUCGGCGACAAAGGCGAUGUCGAGGACAUAACUGAAGCUGACAUAAUCUCCACUGUCGAGUUUGAUCACACGGGCAACUACCUUGCCACAGGAGAUAAGGGUGGUCGAGUCGUCCUGUUCGAGAGAAACGAAACUAAAAAAUCCUGCGAGUACAAGUUUCACACCGAAUUCCAGUCACACGAGCCAGAGUUCGACUAUCUCAAGUCCCUCGAGAUUGAAGAGAAGAUCAACAAGAUCAAAUGGUGCCGUCGGCAAAACGCGUCGCACUAUCUCCUCUCCACAAACGACAAGACCAUCAAACUGUGGAAAGUGUUCGAAAAAUCACUCAAGGUGGUGGCGGAGAACAACCUAUCACACGAUGUCACACCGGGCAGCGUUGCUGGUGCCGGUGCGCAGAGGCCCAUGGCCAUGAAUCAGCAUUUUCGCAACGCGGCAGAUCUCAAGCUUCCGCGCCUAACGCAUCACGACACCGUCGUUGCGGCUGUUCCCCGUCGCACGUAUGCCAACGCACACGCCUAUCACAUCAACAGCAUAUCGGUCAACAGCGACGGUGAAACCUUUAUCAGUAGCGACGAUCUACGAAUCAACCUCUGGAACCUGAACAUCCAGGACCAGAGCUUCAACAUUGUCGAUAUCAAGCCCGCAAACAUGGAGGAGCUGACAGAAGUCAUCACCGCCGCCGAGUUUCACCCACAGAGCUGCAACUGGUUCAUGUAUGCCAGCUCCAAAGGCACCAUCAAGUUGGCUGACAUGCGAGAAAGCGCUCUGUGCGACCAGCACGCCAAAUUAUUCGAGCAAGAGGAAGACCCUUCAGCCAGGUCCUUCUUCUCCGAAAUCAUCUCAUCCAUUUCCGAUGUACGAUUUUCUUACGAUGGCCGGUACAUCCUGUCACGCGACUACCUGACGGUGAAAAUAUGGGAUAUCAACAUGGAGCGCCAACCUGUCAAAACGAUACCAAUUCAUGAGCAUUUGCGGCCCCGGCUGUGCGACACGUACGAAAACGAUAGCAUCUUUGACAAGUUUGAGGUUGUGUUUUCUGGGGACGCGAAAAAUGUCAUGACGGGAAGCUACAACAACAACUUCAUGAUCUUCCCGUCGGACCCGGAUAAGGAAGUCGAAGUGGUUCUGCAAGCAGACAAGUCUGCCUUCAAAGCCAAGAAAGUCGGCGUGCCCACACCAAUCAACUUUUCGACCAGCCCGACAACAAACGGAGGCAAAAAGAAUGGCUCCAGGGCUGGCAGCCCAGCAGGCGGCGCUCAACGAAUGAAGAAGGAGACGGAUGCCGACCAGAUUGAUUACAACAAGAAGAUCCUACACAUGAGCUGGCACCCAUUCGAAGAUAGCAUCGCUAUUGCGGCAACUAACAAUCUGUUUGUAUUCUCGGCCCUAUAG
Ustilaginoidea virens is the source of this 1440-nucleotide messenger RNA. RefSeq lists its product as uncharacterized. Bases 1 to 1440 code for a protein of 479 amino acids. Gene Ontology annotation, molecular function: protein phosphatase regulator activity; protein binding. Gene Ontology annotation, biological process: peptidyl-serine dephosphorylation. The record is from RefSeq and is a predicted model, not a curated record. Gene Ontology annotation, cellular component: cytosol; protein phosphatase type 2A complex. Lineage: Eukaryota; Fungi; Ascomycota; Sordariomycetes; Hypocreales; Clavicipitaceae. The transcript is spliced from 6 exons.